AUGACAUCCGCCUCGAAAGGGGAAGGUGUCUACAUCGAUCCUGUCGAGGGCCACGGCCACACCCACACCGUCAUCAUCCUCCACGGCAGAGGCAGCAACGGCGAAGAGUUCGCAGAUGAGUUCCUUGAAUGCGAAGUCUCCGAAGACCUGGCACGCAUCUUGGCCAUCUUGGCCCACCCAGACGAUGGCCCUGAACAACCAAACAACCCCCUGGACGAUACCCCAGCGCGACCACCACCCCCUCGAACCCUCCGAGCCCUGUUCCCAACUUUCAAAUGGUCUACAGAGAACCCGAACGUGUAUCCGGAAUUGCAGGAACCAGGUCUGUGCAAGAGCAUCGACUACAUCAACGAAUGUAUCAACGAGGAAGCCGACUAUGUUUCAUUUGACAACAUCUUCUUGGGCGGUAUCAGCCAAGGAUUCGCAGCAGUUGUCGCGACCCACCUGCACAGGUGUGGAAGCUUUGCCGGUCUCUUUGGCUACGCUAGCUGGGCGUACCCCGGGCUGGCACCUUUCGAAGUCCCAGCAGGUCUUAGUGGCGGCAAUGGCAAUUGGAAGAUAAAGUGUCGUGAUGCGGACUACCAGAUGGCACACACGCCCAUCUUCCUUGCUCACGCCCUCAACGACGAAGUGGUUCCGGUGAAGAACGGAAGGGCCCUCUAUAGGGCCUUGCGCAAUAUAGGCAUGACGGAAGUCGAGUGGCACGAGUAUCAAUAUGGCGGCAACUGGUUCACCGAGCCCGAAGGCAUAGAUCAUCUCGUUUCCUUCCUCAUGCGCAAUAUGGGCUCCGAGGAAGAUGACUAUGAGGAAGAUGACUCUACGGAAGAUGACUCUACGGAAGUUGAAGAGGAGUCUGGUAAGGGAAAUGGUGCUGUAUAA
Colletotrichum phormii is the source of this 879-nucleotide messenger RNA. Its product is annotated as Alpha/Beta hydrolase protein. The transcript has 2 exons. Gene Ontology annotation, molecular function: carboxylic ester hydrolase activity; palmitoyl-(protein) hydrolase activity. The record is from RefSeq and is a predicted model, not a curated record. Gene Ontology annotation, cellular component: cytoplasm. Gene Ontology annotation, biological process: protein depalmitoylation. Bases 1 to 879 code for a protein of 292 amino acids. NCBI's taxonomy places the organism in Eukaryota, Fungi, Ascomycota, Sordariomycetes, Glomerellales, Glomerellaceae.